Vigna unguiculata (cowpea) is the source of this 2812-nucleotide messenger RNA. RefSeq names its product Tetratricopeptide repeat (TPR)-like superfamily protein. NCBI's taxonomy places the organism in Eukaryota, Viridiplantae, Streptophyta, Magnoliopsida, Fabales, Fabaceae. The record is from RefSeq and is a predicted model, not a curated record. Gene Ontology annotation, molecular function: protein binding.
AACAGUGCUUUUUUUGGGGGGGUUAUCCACAUUCACGUACUCCAGCUCACUCUCUCUCUUUCUCUCUCUAAGCUCUGACCCCAAUUUCUGUGGCGGCUCUCACUACUUUUUCUCUGCUCAGAUUUGAUCUUUUCCUCUCUCUUCGUCUUUUUUUUCAUCCGGUUGGGUUGGGGUCUUUAGCUUCAACUUCAACGACAGCUAUGGUUACCCCACAGCCACAGCUUCAGGUUCAGCCUCAACAGCCCCCACCCUCUUCGCAAGAUGAGGCCUUGAAGAGGAACACCGAUUGUGUCUACUUCCUUGCAUCUCCUUUGACAUGCAAAAAGUAUUGGUGGCGAAAAUAGGCAUUAUGGAAUACCGGCUAAUCCUGCCGCGCCUGCUCAAGUACUGGGUGUAUCCUCUAGUGGUGCUGCUGUGACCGUUGUUGCCAAUUUCGUUGACUUUGCAUUGGGAGUUCUCAAGUGUUGGUCAAAGCACUGAGAAGCUUUUUGGAAGGCAAGUAUUAAAGCACAUAAAUUUUGGCGACUAUAUAAGUUCUAGAGUUCCAAGCUUGAAGGGUUUCUCUGGUCGGAAAACAAACAGUUAAGUGAAAGCUUCUUCAUUGAAGUUACUUGCUAACAUUAUGCAAUUCCUACAAAGUGUAGAACCAGAAUCUCCAAGUUUCAUGGAUUUCUCAGAAACCUUGUUCCUUCUCCUUCUUCCAAACCCAAAGCCAAAGCCGUGCAUUUCCUCAAUCAACAUCAAGGCAAACCAAAAAGCAAACCCAUUACUCCAUUUCGCAGUGACAGCAACACCAACAUGAAGAAACUCAAGAAAUUGAAUAUGAAAUUGAAAGAAAAGAAGAAGGAUGAGCCCAGAGAUUAUAUGAGGAACGUAAUUGGAAAAAUUUACAACACGCUAAAGUACUCAACAUGGGAAACAGCUGAAUCAGAGCUCAACAAUAUCCCUUUGAAGUGGGACUCAUACACGGUGAACAAGGUUCUGAAGUCACACCCGCCAAUGGAGAAAGCAUGGCUGUUCUUCAACUGGGCCUCUGGGCUCAGAGGGUUCAAGCACGACCAAUACACUUACACCACCAUGCUUGAUAUUUUCGGGGAAGCUGGGAGAGUAUCUUCCAUGAAGCACGUUUUCCAGAAGAUGCAGGAGAAGGGGAUCAAGGUUGAUUCUGUUACCUACACUUCCAUGAUGCAUUGGCUUUCCAGUUCUGGGAACGUGGAUGAGGCUAUGCAAAUGUGGGAAGAAAUGAAAUUCAAGGGGUGUCACCCCACUGUUGUUUCUUACACGGCUUAUAUGAAGAUUUUGUUUGAUAAUAAAAAAGUAAAGGAGGCCACUCGUGUUUACAAGGAGAUGAUUAGCUCUGGUGUCGCACCAAAUUGCCACACCUACACUGUUCUAAUGGACCAUCUUAUUGGGUCUGGAAAAUGCAAAGAGGCCCUAGAGAUUUUUGAAAAGAUGCAAGAGGCUGGGGCACAACCUGACAAAGCUGCAUGCAAUAUUUUGAUUGAGAGGUGUUCUAAAGUUGGUGGGACUGAGUUCAUGACACAUAUCCUUCAGUACAUGAAGGAAAACCGUCUUGUUCUCCGAUACCCUGUAUUUUCUGAAGCAUUGGAAGCUUUAAAAGUUGCUGGUGAGAGUGAUACCCUUCUAAGGCAAGUCAAUCCUCAGUUUUAUAUUGAGUGUAGCGUAAGCAAGAACAAAAUUGAUAGUAUCACGGUUGCUGCAGAUUCUCCUACUAAUAUGGAUAAAGAGCUUUUAUUUGUUUUGUUGAAAAAUAGAAAUGUUGUUGCUAUAGACCAUUUGGUUAGAGGGAUGAUGGAAAAGAAACUAUCUUUAGAUCAUAAGGUAGUCUCAACCAUUAUUGAGGUAAAUUGUAGUCAUUGCCGACCUGAAGGUGCUUUGUUGGCUUUCAAGUACAGUGUUACAAUGGGAAUAAGUAUAGAGAGAACAGGAUAUCUCUCCUUAAUGGGCUUGUUGACCAGAUCAAAUAUGUUUUCAAAGCUGGUGGACGUUGUUGAGGAAAUGACUAGAGCUGGGCAUUCUCUUGGAAUCUAUCUGGCUUCACUUGUGAUCUUUAGGCUUGGUUGUGCUAGGAAGCACACGUUUGCGAUAAAGAUUUUCAAUUUGUUACCUGAUAACCAUAAGUGCACUGCCACCUAUACUGCUUUGAUUAGUGUUUACUUCUCUGCUAAAAGAGUUGAUAAGGCACUUGAGAUUUACAAAACCAUGUGCAGCAAAGGAUUUUGUGUUGUCUUAGGUACAUAUAAUGUACUAAUAGACGGCUUGGAAAGAAAUGGGAGAUACACUGAAGCAGAACAUUAUAGGAAAGAAAAGAAAACCCUGCAUGCCAAUAGUGGUUCUCAGGAAAGUGUUUCCAUAGAGGGAAAGAUAUGCAAUCUUAUAUUUUCUGUGGAUGUCAUACUUUAGUCUUGGUACUCUGGGAGUUUUCACUUUUGUGUUCAUUGGAGAUGCCAACAAGGUCUAACUGCCAUGUUCUACCUUCCACUUAAAGCAACCAUAUGAUGCAUAACACAGCAACUUUGUGAAGUGUUUUCACAUGCAUACUGUCAUAGCUUUGUGAAGUCAAAGGCAGACAGAAAGUGUGAUUGAAGGAAUGUGGGAUGAUAGCUAUUUACUGAAAUGUCCCUUUGUUAACCGCAAUUGUUUUGCAUCUGUUUGUUUUCCUUCUUACGUAUAUUCGGUGAUUUGUAGACAAAGUCAUAUCUGUAGUGUAUAUAUGAAAGGAAUUGUCAACAAUUUUUUCAGGUAAAUUUUAACAUUUUUUGCUGUAUUAAUUUUGACUGCCAUUUAAAAA